This is a messenger RNA of Ylistrum balloti, 7170 nucleotides long. RefSeq names its product golgin subfamily A member 1-like. Bases 76 to 2670 code for a protein of 864 amino acids. Gene Ontology annotation, cellular component: Golgi apparatus. The record is from RefSeq and is a predicted model, not a curated record. The transcript is spliced from 21 exons. Lineage: Eukaryota; Metazoa; Mollusca; Bivalvia; Pectinida; Pectinidae.
UCUGCUGUUUUGCCAUGUUGGCACAGACCUGUUUACUUUUAUGGGACUUGUAGUAUUUGAUGUGAAGUUCUUAGAAUGUUCAAGAAUUUAAAGAAGAAGCUUGAACAACAAGGAGAAAAUGUGAGUGACAGUGAGAGGAAUCUACCUGGAUCACCUAUCCCUGUACACCAGACACCAAAAAAACCUGGUGCCAAGGUUUCAAGUCCUUUAAGUCAGGAUGGUCAUGGUUACGAGUCAGAUUCUGGAGCUGCAAACUCUGGUGAACAGCUCACAGGGACACAGGAGGAAUUGGCAGUUCUCCUGUCGAAGCGAACAGAACAGUGUAAAAAGUAUGAGGUAACAAUUAAAGAAUAUGCUGCAAUUAUCAAAGAGAAGAACAAGAAUACUGAAAAACUGGAGCAGACAUUGAAGAAGCAAGAAGAUGAUUCUGCUAAAAAAAUUCAAGAACUCCAGGAGCAGUUCCAAUGUAAGCAGGCCAAAAUGUCUGAAGGAUUUACACUGGCCUUGCAGAAGAAGGAUGAGGAGAAAGACAAGGUACUCCAGCGAUUAGAACAAGUUGGAGAUUACAAGAAGAAAUUUUUCAAACAAGAAGAGGAGAAUGACGAGUUCCAGGGGCUCGCUACACAAGAACUUGCCAAGGUCAAACAUAUGCUCCUCAACACCCAAGAAGAAGUGACACAGUUAAAAUCAGAAUUAGAACAAAAAUCUACAAGAUUAGUCCAAGCAGAACAGGAAAAAGUGAAAUACGAAAAGGAAUUACCCUCACUCCAAAGUCAGUUUGACAACCAGAAGCUUCAAUGUUAUCAAUUAGAAGAAGAGACCAAGGAAUAUUCGAGGAUGGUGGCCAGUUUAACCAGUGGGAAAGACGCCUGUGAGAAGGCUAUAGAGAGACUAAACAACGAGCUUUCCCAGCUAUCUAGUCAGUUGAAAUCAGUGGAAGGCACCAAGACAGAACUUGAAAAUCAAAAUGAGUCCCUGCGACACAACUUUGAUCAGCACAAAAAUAAGACAACCCAGCUACUGGAGGAGAAAAAUGACCAUGUCUCCCAGUUACAGAACAGAGUGAAGAUGCUGGAACAGCGAGUACAGGAUCAAAGUCUAGGUGGUGAUGAGAGGAUACAGGCUGUCCUUGUAGAGAGGGACAGUCUUGAAAGGAAGUUGGAAGAGUCACAUCAGCAGCUGUCUGAGAUAAAAAUGACUUGGAGCAACAAAAUAUCACACUUAGAGGAGCAGAUAGCACAUUUAAAUAAAAAGAUUGUGGAGGAUAAUGAGGAAAUGGCACGCAGCCAAAAAUCUUCUGAAUCAUUAAGACAACAGAUGAAGUCACAGAUUACAGAUUUGCAAUUAAAGCUGGAUGGUGCAGAAAAAAGGGCAGAAGAAAAUUUUCUCUUGGCCAACAAGAAAGAUUCUCUGUUUGAAGAACAGAAACAUGACUUAAAAGCUGAAGUAAAUAAGUCCCAUAUGGAGAAGAUGGACCUGGAGACAAAGUUGAUAGCCAAGAUCACCUCUCUGGAAUCCCAAAUUCAGUCUCUGGAGGAAGCAAAAGUGCAUGAAAAGAGUCUAGUUCUGCAGAAUGUUGCACAGUUAGAGAGUCAGCAGAAGAGUUACCUAGACAAUGCUGUCCAAUUGGAGAGGCGUGUGGAAGAGGUUGAACAAGAAAAAGACAAGUUGAUGAAUGAAAAUUUAGAGAAGAUGGAAGAAAUUGCAAGACUUCAAAAGGAGUUAACAGAUCUCCAAACAUCAAAGACUGAAACUGAAGCAAAAGCCACGACACUAGAAGAACAAGUGAAGUCUGUGAAGCAAAAUACAGAUGCUUUGAAAGAACAAAAGGCAAAGUUGAAAGCUUCUCAAAAAGAAAAGGAUGAGUUGAUGGUAAGGAACGCUGAGCUGUCUCAGCAACUGAAGUGUUUGGAGGUGAGGAAAUCCUCGGAGGAACAACAGCUCAGUGGAGAGAUGAAAGAAAAAGAGUCUCUAAUCGAAGCCCUUCAGCAGGAAGUGAAGGAGAAGGAGUCACAAGCUGAAGAAAUGAAUGAGAGGCUGCAACAGUACCAAGGUCAAUUGAAGGAAUUUGAGGUUCAGAGGUCAAAGUCAAUGGAAGAAAACAGUACUAUGUCCACACUGCAGCAGACAGUCACAAGCCUAGAGGAACAGCUUGCAGACAAAAAUAAGGCCUUGAAGAAACAGGAACAGAGGUUAGCAGAUUUGAAAAAGACUUUACAAAGAGAACUUAAGGUGCAGGCUUUACCCAAUGAUGAACCUAUCCUGAUACGGGGUGCUUCAGAUCCAAGCCUUUCUUCUCAGAGACUAACUCCUCCCACUCAAACAUCUCCACCGAAGGACUUUACAAACAAUUUCGGGGGACUAAGUCCCAACAGACUUCUCGAAGUGCACAGUCCAAAUGACAGGAAGAACAUGCGUAUGCCAGGGGGAGAUAACUCUCUAGACAAUGAAGUGAAUUUUCAAUACCUCAAACACGUGGUGCUUAAGUUCAUGUUAAGUAGGGAAUCUGAGGCUCUCCACUUGAUACGAGCUGUUUCUGUCUUGCUUCGAUUUACUCAUGAAGAACAAAAACUUAUUCGUGAAACUUUGGAGUGGAAAAGAUCUUGGUUUGGUUCUCGUCCACCAACAGGUGCUGGUCAAAUGACCAAAUUUAUUCCCCCAUCGUAUUGACAGUGAGCACAUCAAGCUGUGAUUAUGAUAUUGAUUGGAUAUAGACUAUGGGACACAAGGUGUAAUGGAUUUGUAAGCAUGUACAUGAAAUUCAGUGUUAACAUUGGGGAUGAUAUUGGCCUAUAUGUAUAGAUAUGCUUUUUAUGAUAAGAGAUGGUCUUGUUUCUGAAGGUUGAACAAGUCGUUUAAAGACAAAUUUUAUUGGACAAGAAACUUGGAAAAAAUAGAAGUGUCUAUACAUAGUGUACACUGCAAUUUAAAGACAAUUAAAUCAUUCUUAAAUUUGUUAAAAAGAUACUUUGUAACGCAAGUUCGAUCUCACUGUGGUGGUGUUGCAAAACUACUUUUAACACAAGUUCAAUCUCACUGUGGUAGUGUUGCAACACUACUUUUAACACAAGUUCAAUCUCACUGUGGUAGUGUUGCAACACUACGCUGAUGCUGCAUUGAAAUACAUUCUAUGUAUACUGUAACACUGGUAAAAUUAUUUUACUAUAUUGACAAUACGCUGUAACCUGUACCGCAGGAUUUGUAAUACUUUGUACACUGUAACACAAGUAAAUCUUACAUCUUUAGUAAUACACUGUAACAGGUCUGACAAUGUUAGUACAGAAUACAGAACCAGGGUAUUGUCUUAGUAUCAAAAAACAACAUUCUUUUAACUCUUGAAAUUUUCCUGUGUUAGCAAUAAUUUCAGUGCAGGGUUGAAUACAUGACUGUUAGCAAUACACUGUAAUGAUGGUCAAAUCUCACUUGAUAGUAAUACACAGUCACACACUUACAUCCUGAUGAGAUUACCACACUUUGAAUUUGUGUAUUUAAUAUUACAGAUAAAUGGCCAAGAUGAUCACUGUUAAACUACUCUUUAAUAAAAUGAUGGACAUCUCUGGAAAAAUAUGCUUUUUUAAACAGUGUCACUUUGUGCCCCAUGUUAUCUUGUUUUUGAGGAUUAAAUACACGCCUCUUUGUAUUAGGAAUUUGAUCCAGAUAGGUCCAGAUUUUAGAAAUAGUGUGUUUGUGUGUGGGUUUUAAUGAGAUUAAUGGCAGAUUAAAUAAAAAUACAGAGUAUGAGAGAUUGUAAGUCAAAUGUUUUUAAGUGGAAGAAAUUUUUACAUGUGAAUCUCUGCAGUAUUUGCAGAAUUGUUAAAUUAAACAUUUUAUAUGUUGAGAAAUAUGAGAUAAAAUUUUGAUUUUAUGUAUCUACAAGCCUUUAUGAUAUAUGUGGAAUGUCUACCUGGGUAUUUAUUUAUUUGUGGUUGUGAACCAUAUCUGACCUAGUAAUGAUGCCAAGUGCCAGAUAUCAACAGACAGAGGUUCCUUCUGUCUUUUCAUUUCUUUCUUUCAAAAAAAAAAAAAAAACUACACACCAGUAUUCAAAUACAUGGUUUAUGACCAAACAUCUUCUGUCUGUUGUAACACCUUAUAUCUGUUUUCCAAAGGGAGACAAUAUUGCUGGCAUUUAGACUUCCUUAUAAGGACUUACAUGGUUUAUGAUUAUGUCUGUGGGAAAUGUGUUCAUCAACUAUACUAUAAAUUCAACAAUGUUUUCUGGCAUUUUUUUCUUUUUGUCGAAUUUGAGAGUACUCUUACUUAGCAAAUCUAUGUGUCCAUGAAAUUAUAAACAGUAAAAAAUACAUAAUGUGUUGUUAGUAGUGGCUUUCGUAUGUACAUACUGUACAGCUCGUUAUUUUCAAAGGGAUGAUUUUUUCCUGAUUUCACAGUUCAUUUCUUGUGAUCAGGAAAAUUUUAUCUGCGAAAUAUUAAGAUGCUUGAAAAUAUUGUCCGUGACAUAAAACAUUUGUUUGAGUGAAGUAACCAGUACCAAGCUGCUUUAACUCAUUCCGUAAUGAUUUUAUGAUUUGACGGAUGGUAUAUACACAUUUUGAUACAAGUUUGGGUAGGUAGCAUUCCUAUAGAUGUGCGAGAUAAACAAGGGAGCGUAACAACUAUUGCUGUAAAAUUUGUACAGAACACUUUAUGUACAUAACUCGUCUAUUCACAAAAAUUUGAUUUCAAGUUGUGAAAAUUUAAUUUUCCUGGUUUAUGUAAAAAUCAUGAAAAUAUUUGCCCGCAAAAAUAGACGGCUAUGCUGUAUGAUAUUGUACUAUUUAUUCAUGAAAUCAAAUAACAACCAAAAUAUAUUUUUACUGAAAACCAUAAAAAUUAAGCUCUACAUAAAUACAUGAUUUGGCAGUUGAAAAUCACAAACCAUAUUCCAUAUGUCUCAUUCUUGCAAACUGUAAAAUUCCUGUAAUAUUUAUACUCAACAAAAAAAGAAACACAAUUAAAUGAUGCAAUCAGUAGCCUAUGAUAUUUUGGGAAAUUUGUACAAAAUGAUGUUUCAGUGCCUGAUGUGCGCAUCUCUUGCACGGAUUCUCCUAUGCGUUGAAUUCAUGAGAACAUUAAUUCACCUAAAGGGAAUGUUGUUCAGUUCUUGUGAUGAUGCUACGAUCAUCUGGGCGCGGCUAGUUGGGGGUUUUGACGUUUCCUUAUACACCUGUCCAGCUCAUAGCACAGAUGCUCAAUGGGAGAUGUGUCAGGGCUAAAUGGGGGCCAUUCCAGAGGCUGAAGGUUGUUUGAGAAAAUCACGGCAGACUCUGGCAACAUGUGGUCGAGCAUUGUCUUUCUGGAAAAUUGUGUUAUGACAUCUGAGAAGUGGAAGGACGGAAUCGAUCGCGUUCAACCACACGAGUCAGCAAAACACUCACCAUGUCCCAAUAUACUCUUUUUUUUUCUUUCUGAGCGAUACAGACAGAAUCUAGACUUUUCAGUGAACAUCACACGCCUCCACAGACGCAUCCCAAACCUAUUUUGGCCAUAUCAAGACGCACUAGCCCUCUGAAUUUUCACUCUUGAUGUAAAAUACUUGACUAGAUAUUCCAUCAUUUCCUUACAGCUAAGGUGUACUGCAGGGGGGACUUUGUGCGCUUUUUUUUUGUUGAAUAUGUAACUGAUCAGUAAGGUUGUUUUUUUUGUAUCUGUAUGACUUAAAUAUGCAUUGUAAUAUUAUUGACUUCAGGGAUGAUUUUGCAUGUGUACAGGGUUGCGACCAUCAAACAUCAAAACUAUAGGAUAUUGUCCACUUACAUGCCUGUCAUUCAUCAUCUAAAAAGGAAAUCGUUAGGAAGUUUAGAUCUAUUUUUAGCAGAAAUCGUUAGGAAGUUUAGACCUAAUUUUAGCACAAAUCGUUAGGAAGUUUAGACCUAUUUUUAGCACAAAUCGUUAGGAAGUUUAGACCUAUUUUUAGCACAAAUCGUUAGGAAGUUUAGACCUAUUUUUAGCACAAUUUGUGUGUGCAAGGUUAAAAGCCAUCAUGUGAUAUCGCAAGGUAUUUCUGGGAUGUAAAAUGUAAAAAUAUUUGUAUAUAAAUUCUAGCUUAAGAUAUUUAAUAUAUCAUUUUAAUUGUAUAUAUAAACACUAAUUGUAAACAAAAAUAAGAAAAAAUGAUCCUUGUUAUAUUAAAAUAAUCUUCCUAUGUUUUAUAUUCUAUUUCUUCCAUGGCAAAUCAGUAAGGCCAAAGAUUUUUAAAUUAGAAAUUAGAAAAACACCAUUAGUCGAAGUAUUUGCCAAAAUAAAACUUUCAACACUCAUAUUAAUUUCAGUCAGUCAGAACACUGUUCACAGGUGGUUAACUCCAGAGAAAAUGUGAGAAGAAAAUUAAUAUGUCUGAAAACCCCGAGAUCUAGGGUAAUAUCAGGUUGGCACAUGUUCAGUAGGAAUUCUGUAAAUGGCUUACCAUACAAGGUAUAAGGACCACCUUCUUGAGUAUUUAUAUUUUACAAUUGUGAAGUGAAAGUAAUUUGAAAAAAUUACAAAUGAAUUUGUAGUGGAGAUUUUGAUGAGCAAUUUUAAUUUAUUAUGUGUAAUGAUUUUAUUAUCUUUUGAUAUUUAUUAAUUGCUUUGAUUGUCAAAAAUCAUGUUGAAAUGACUGCUUGCUAAGUCACUGAACAGUUGUGGCGACUACCUGCUAAGUCACUGAAUAGUAGUAACAACUACCUGUUAAGUCACUGAACAGUAGUGGUGACUACUUGCUAAGUCACUGAACAGUAGUGGCGACUACUUGCUAAGUCACUGAACAGUAGUCGCGACUGCCUGCUAAGUCCUAAGUCACUGAACAGUUGUGACGACUACCUGCUAAGUCACUGAACAGUUGUGAUCACUACCUGCUAAGUCACUGAACAGUUGUGACGACUACCUGCUAAGUCACUGAACAGUUGUGACGACUACCUGCUAAGUCACUGAACAGUUGUGACGACUACCUGCUAAGUCACUGAACAGUAGUGGCGACUACCUGCUAAGUCACUGAACAGUUGUGAUGACUGCUUGCUAAGUCACUGAACCGUUGAGACGACUACCUGCUAAGUCACUGAACAGUUGUGACAACUACCUGCAAAGUCACUGAACAGAAGUGAUGACUGCCUGCUAAGUCACUGAACAGUGGUGGUGACUACCUGCUAAGUCACUGAACAGUUGUGAUGACUACCUGCUAAGUCACUGAAC